AUGGCGGCAAACGCACCAUAUUACCAGAUGCGCUCCGGCCAGUUCAUCACCACGCCCAACAAUGCAAACGCUGUACAGCCCCAAUUCGUGACUGCAGAAGACGAAUAUGACCUCUCUGGCCCCGCUGCUGUCGCGUCACCGCUUGACCAUCAUCUCAACCCACAUUUAUACGCUGCACAUACUGCUCGUCAGACAACGGACGAUCAUACAAUGGAGGAAAAUCAUAAUUUGGUUGAGCUGCUGGAAGCUGCAACAGCUGCAGGCCAAGCUGCCGAGGCUAUGGAUCUUGACAGUUCGGUACCAGAAAGUACUCAGACACAGGGUCGGGGCAAGAGAAAAAGGGUCACCCAUUCUCCUGAGGAUGUUUCCCAUCAUGACCAGGACCCUGUGUACACCAAACGACGGAGAGUUGGUGAGCUUACGGACCCACAGCUUCAAAACGGAGAUCGGGACAGUCGGGGCAACUCUGCUGAUAGCAGUGUCCUGCCUUCCAGCGAGACUCUGCUGAAUGAUGCACGCGCUGCAGGUGUGCAUUCCGCCGCUGCUCUCUUCCGUCGCUCUUCCGAAAAGACUGCCCGCAAGUACACCCGUCCUCCCAUGUCGAAGCUCUUCAUUUCCCUUCAGCUCAGCCCGGAGAGUUUCCUACAACUCCAAUCCCUAGCCAAAUCCUACAUGCUCGACAAGUCACAUCCUGAACGGCAGACCUGUGUGGGAAACCGUGGCAAAGGCGAUACCGAUAUGGUUAAGCUGCGACUGUUCAAUUGCGUCCGUGACUUUCUGAAUAAUGGAGUGGGGGAGCAGUUCUUUGGGGAGCAUGUCGAGAAGCCGGGGAAGAGGGAUACUAUAGAGGCUGCACGUGCUUUGGGGGAAGAGAAGACGCCUGGUAUUGGUGAUAGACUGACAUGGCCGAGGGAUGGCAACAAGAUUAUUAGUCUUGUUACUCCCCUCAUGAGACGCAUGGUCACAAACGAGCGACAGCGACAAUAUGCGGUCGAGACAAGGAAGGGUGGUGCUAAGAAGAAAGACGAGGAUAGUGUGGAAGCUGCGGACGUUCAUGGGAACGGGGUUGAGCAGCCCUUGCAACCAGCUUACGAUCCCAAUCUCAGUCACCAGCUCCAGCAUUUAUCACCGACUUCGCCGAAAAAUGGAGUCACUACUUCCUCUCUACCAUAUACUGUGCGGAAACAAAAAGGGUUCGCAGAUUUGAAACAAAAGACAGAUAUUAGCACACCUGUACAGUCGAGUUUGAAGCUGCUCACAGAUAACCCUAUCGAGCCAAACCUUUCGCGAAUCAACAUCUUCCUUGUGCUUGCCUCUUGUGGGAGCAGACCAGGCACCAAGCUCGACGAGAAGCGCAUCGCCGCUGAACCUCGAGCACAUUUGGCCUUUUACGACUACAUCGACUUCACAAGGGACGUCAAUGAACUACUACAAAGAGCCCAAGACAAAUGCCCUGAGCUCAAAACUACACCCGCGUGUAAAGAAGGCGAACCCGGAACCGAGAACCUGCGCGGACUGGCUGCAGCAGCGAACGCGCUACAAGCUGAGCAUGUGCAUCGCGAGGAGUCCAACACGACAGGCGAAGCUUGGUCAACCACAUCGGGUACGCAUCCUCCAUCAACCGAGGAUCCGUCAAGUUUUCUUCCGACGCCAACUUCUGCAGUUACUCACAACACUAUGUUCAACACUAAGAUUGCUGCCGUCAAUAACAAGCCUCUCCAUUUACCCCGCUACAUUAUUAAAUCCUUGGGCUCGAAGGGGUGGCGCGAAAUUCACACCAUGGAUGAUUGGUAUAGUGUGCUGAGGGAAAAGGCGUUUUCGGUCUGGGCGGAUGGCGUGUGUAAUGUACUUGUUGAAUUGGUUGAUUUUUAG
Molecule: messenger RNA, 1872 nt
Organism: Pyrenophora tritici-repentis Pt-1C-BFP
Lineage: Eukaryota; Fungi; Ascomycota; Dothideomycetes; Pleosporales; Pleosporaceae
Source: RefSeq, a predicted model, not a curated record